AACUAUCCAUGUACUGAGAAAGAUGAUUUAUUAGCUUGUGAAUCUUUUCUGGAUUUACUAUAGUAUUGGAUUAAGUGUGGCAGGAACUUGCUGUUCAGUUUUCUUCCAUUUAGGUUGUGCAUUCAUCUUUUAAGUUAGUGCUUUUAAAAAGAAGUCCUAAAUUUCACAAAUUAGAAUUCUUGCCCUGGCCAGAAAAAUAGAACUAGAAUAGACUGAAAAAUAAAUGUUUCUUUUCUGUAAGAAUUUGAGUGUAAUGAAGAGAGAGGAUUCUUGAGUGGUCUACCCUGGUCAUCUUUAAUUCUCAUAGACUGUUCCAAGUACCCCAUCAUGGUUUUCCUCUUUGAAUGUCAGCUUUAUCGAGGAAUAUAGACUCACCAUUGAAACCCAUGAAUCAAAUUUAUCUUUAGCACCACUUCAUUUAGAGAGAUCCUUAAUGAUGCUAUUGCUGCAUCUAUUUCUUUCAGAAGGCUAGCUAGCUGCUAAUUUGUUGGGAAUUCAUCGGGCACUUGGGCUCCUGGAGGGUUCUGCCUCAUUUGAUUUGUCUUGGCUCUAAAGAAUUAUGUGCUCAGAGGCAGGGACUAGAGCAGUGAAGUCAUUGCCCUGCCUGGUGUUGUGACAUCACUAUGACUGGAAGGAAACGAGGGUGGGGCAGGCAAAACCAGACGUCUGAAGCAUCUUGCUGGCUUUGACUUUGCCUGGUCCAUGAGUGAGACUCUCCUUGCUCAAGUUGAACUGCACCACAAGCAUCUCUGAAAUUGGGAUAGGUCUCCAAUGGCUCUCAGCCAUGUGGCAGAAAAAAAGCUGGCAACUUAAUGCAUUGAUUGUGAGUGUGCAUCAAAAAUUGGAGAUUGGAUGUCAACCGAUUGGAAGAAAAUCCUGGAGACAGUAAUGGAGCACUCUUAAGAACUGAUGCAGUUCCCGUGCUCUGGUGACACAGAAGAUGAUAUUGUGUGGAAAAGCAUAGACAACAGUAACUCUUAGUCAACAUGCAGUUUGGAAGAGGUGGAUUCUGAAUAUAACAAUCAACCAUGACGACCGAAUCCGGAUCAGACUCGGAAUCCAAGCCGGACCAGGAGGCCGAGCCCCAGGAGGCGGCGGGCGCGCAGGGGCGCGCGGGGGCGCAGCCGGGCCCGGGGCCGCCGGGCGCGGACGAGCAGCGCCAGGCCCUGGAGCAGUUCGCCGCCGCCGCGCACAGCACGCCCGCGCGGAAGGAGGUCACUGAUAAGGAACAGGAGUUUGCUGCCAGGGCUGCAAAACAGCUCGAAUAUCAGCAAUUAGAAGACGAUAAACUUUCUCAGAGGUCAUCUAGCAGUAAACUCUCUAGGUCUCCAUUAAAGAUAGUCAAAAAGCCUAAAAGCAUGCAGUGCAAAGUGAUACUUCUGGACGGAUCAGAAUAUACCUGUGAUGUAGAGAAACGCUCCAGAGGGCAAGUGCUGUUUGAUAAAGUGUGCGAACAUUUGAACUUGCUAGAAAAAGACUACUUUGGGCUUACAUAUCGUGAUGCUGAAAACCAGAAGAACUGGUUGGACCCUUCUAAAGAAAUAAAAAAACAGAUUCGAAGUGGUGCUUGGCACUUUUCAUUUAAUGUGAAAUUUUAUCCACCAGACCCCGCCCAGUUAUCUGAAGACAUCACCAGGUACUACCUCUGCUUGCAGUUGCGUGAUGACAUCGUAUCUGGAAGGCUGCCUUGCUCCUUUGUCACCCUGGCCCUGCUGGGCUCCUACACCGUCCAGUCAGAACUUGGAGACUACGACCCCGAUGAAUGUGGGAGCGAUUACAUUAGUGAGUUCCGCUUUGCACCAAACCACACUAAAGAGCUGGAAGACAAAGUGAUUGAGCUGCACAAGAGCCACAGAGGAAUGACGCCAGCAGAAGCAGAGAUGCAUUUCUUGGAAAAUGCCAAAAAACUGUCCAUGUAUGGGGUAGAUUUACACCAUGCCAAGGAUUCAGAAGGAGUAGAAAUUAUGUUAGGAGUUUGUGCAAGUGGUCUGUUGAUAUAUCGUGACCGACUGCGAAUAAACAGGUUUGCCUGGCCCAAGGUUCUAAAAAUUUCAUACAAACGGAACAACUUUUACAUUAAGAUCCGACCAGGAGAGUUUGAACAAUUUGAAAGCACCAUUGGGUUUAAGCUGCCAAACCAUCGAGCUGCCAAGCGUUUAUGGAAAGUAUGUGUCGAGCACCAUACAUUUUUCAGACUGUUGUUACCAGAAGCACCUCCAAAGAAAUUCCUGACCUUGGGUUCCAAGUUUCGCUACAGUGGCAGAACGCAAGCCCAAACAAGGAGAGCCAGCGCGUUGAUAGAUCGCCCAGCGCCUUACUUUGAACGAUCGUCCAGCAAACGUUACACCAUGUCUCGCAGCUUGGAUGGAGCAUCAGUGAAUGAAAACCAUGAAAUGUACAUGAAGGAUUCUAUGUCUGCUGCAGAGGUUGGUACUGGCCAGUACGCCACAACAAAGGGCAUCUCUCAGACCAACUUGAUCACCACUGUGACUCCAGAGAAAAAGGCUGAGGAGGAACGGGAUGAGGAAGAGGACAGACGGAAGAAGGCAGAGGAAGUCACGCCUGUCUCGGCCAUCCGGCACGAGGGAAAGUCACCUGGGCUUGGCACUGACUCAUGUCCCUUGUCACCCCCAUCAGCCCAUUGUGCCCCUGCCUCUCCCACAGAGCUGCGUAGGAGGUGCAAGGAGAAUGAGUGCAAACCAGCCGGUUGUGAGCCAUCCAAGGCUGAGCACGUGCACGGAGAGCCCUCCCUGGACUCUGACGGCCAAGGGAAGCCUUACCUAGGGGACCAAGAUGUGGCUUUUAGCUACAGACAGCAAACUGGCAAAGGGACCACCCUGUUCUCCUUCUCCUUGCAGCUCCCUGAGUCCUUCCCCUCCCUCCUAGAUGAUGACGGGUACCUCUCUUUCCCCAACCUUUCCGAAACCAACCUCCUGCCCCAGAGCUUGCAGCAUUACCUCCCAAUCCGCUCACCCUCGCUCGUGCCCUGUUUCCUCUUCAUCUUUUUCUUUCUGCUGUCUGCCUCCUUCUCAGUGCCAUACGCUCUCACUCUCUCCUUCCCUCUGGCUCUGUGCCUCUGCUACCUGGAGCCCAAGGCAGCCUCCUUGAGCGCCUCCCUAGACAAUGACCCGAGUGACAGUUCAGAGGAAGAGACCGACAGUGAGCGCACAGACACCGCGGCCGAUGGGGAGACCACUGCCACCGAGUCGGACCAGGAGGAAGAUGCAGAGCUCAAGGCACAGAAUAGUCUGAUUAAGCGAAUAAAGGGUGAAAAUGUAUAUGUCAAACAUAGUAAUCUUAUGUUAGAGGAGCUAGAAAAAACUCAAGAUGACCUCAUGAAACAUCAAACCAACAUUAGUGAGCUGAAGAGAACCUUCUUAGAAACUUCAACAGACACCGCCAUCACGAAUGAAUGGGAAAAGAGGCUUUCCACCUCCCCAGUGCGGCUGGCUGCCAGGCAGGAGGAGGCACCCAUGAUCGAACCACUAGUCCCUGAAGAGACCAAAGAAGAAAGAGAAAUUUCUGAAAAAGUUAUAUUUUUGCAGCAAGGAAGCUCUCCAUUCCUUGAGUCUCAGCCCAGUGUGAUAAAGAAAAUUCAGGAAGGCGACUCUGCUGACGCUAUGGUUACUUCUCGUCAAAUAAUUUUCCAGAAAACUGUCCCAUCGGCCCUAGAGGGCACAGAGGAUUGGGUUAUUGUAGACAAAAUACCCGCUGAGGUAGUUGAUGGUGAUUCGAGAAAGAUUGUGACUUACAAGGUGGUGACAGUGAGCAGUAGAACUGGUGACCUCCCGGCUGACCUGUUAAAAUCUGGUGCUAUUACCAUGGAGAGCUUCGAUGACUUGGCUCGAGACAUGCAACUGAAAGAAGACGGCAAAGAGAAAAUAUACACUCUGGGAAAAUCCUACGACACUGUCUCCGGAAGAAUUGUCACCAUGACCGGCAGAGCUAAAGAGGGGGAGAGAGUGGUGUCACCCUCCACUCUGGAAGCUCUAAAGAAAAUGGAGAGGGGGAUACCGGAGUCCGAGAAGAUCGCUCCUGUUCUGGCAGAAUACGAGGUCCUGGAGGCCCUUGCAGAUGAGAAAUCCAAGAGAGGCCCUGAGGCCCACACACCGAAGCGGAAGUUGUCGGAAUCCCUGGCGCCCAUCAAGGAAGCCGAGUCUCGGCGGCAGAGUCCUGAGGAGGACGACCUCAGGAAGGUCCCCGCGCCGGGGAAGGAUGCGGCUGUCCACCCUGGCCCAGAAAGUGGACGGUUUGGUAAAAAGGAGCAAGUGCUGGAGAGUGAGGUCUUAAAAGUGGGGCUCUUUGGGCCCCGAAGGAAGAGCCUAUCGGAAUGGAGAUACUCCCAGGAACCGGCCUUUACCGUGGCCACUGCACAUUACGUUACCGAGUCGUCGGCGUCCCGAGUGGCGACUAAGCAGAUUUCUGGCGAAAAACUCAUGGACGGCUCUGAAAUCUUCAGUUUAUUAGAGUCAGCGCGAAAACCAACAGAAUUCAUAGGAGGGGUUGCUUCUACUUCUCAAAGCUGGGUUCAGAAAAUGGAAAGCAAGACGGAGUCGGGCGGCACGGAGGCGCCGCCGGCCCCGCACGCCCCGCCGCCGCGCGCCGAGAAGGCGGCGCCGGAGACCGCGCUGGUGGAGGAGCGGCGCGUGAUGAAGGCGCACGCCAGCGGCGACGCGUCCUGCGUGGCCGGGGACGACGUGGAGGCCGCGCAGCCCCCCGCGGACGCUUCCGGUGCCAGAGGGAAGGAGGGCUCCGCUCUGGCCGAGGGGGCGAAGGAGGAGAGCGGGGAGGAGGCUGGGAAAGCCGCCCUAGAGCAGGAGGAGGCGGCCGCGGCCUCCCGUGAGCGGCAAGAGGAGCUGAGUACAGCCGUCCACGUUGCUGAGACUUUGGAACAUAAACCUCAUUUUGAGUCAUCAACUGUGAAGACAGAAACCAUAAGUUUUGGUAGUGUUUCGCCAGGAGCAAAGCUAGAAAUUUCUACCAAGGAGGUGCCAGUCGUGCACACUGAAACAAAAACUAUCACGUAUGAAUCAUCACAGGUGGAUCCUGGGACGGAUCUGGAGCCGGGUGUGCUGAUGAGCGCACAGACGAUCACGUCUGAAACCACCAGCACCACCACCACCACGCACAUCACCAAAACCGUGAAAGGCGGCAUUUCGGAGACAAGAAUUGAAAAGCGAAUAGUCAUCACAGGAGAUGCAGACAUUGACCAUGACCAGGCGCUGGCUCAGGCAAUUAAAGAGGCCAAAGAGCAGCACCCUGACAUGUCAGUGACCAAAGUAGUGGUCCAUAAAGAGACAGAGAUCACACCAGAGGACGGAGAGGAUUGACCAGAGGAAUAAUUUAGUUUGCACACGAAUCCGGUCAUGCAAACCAUUAGGAAAACCAGAGCCUAUAUGGAGUUCCCUCUUCUAACCCAACUGACUUGUAUCUGUCUGUGGAAAAUUUCAAUCCAGAAGAAUUGACCUUGACCAUUCAUAAAGACACUGGCAGAGAGAUCUUCCCAUAAUAAAGCAAUCUGAAUCAGCAUCACUAAACUGAUACUGCAUGAAGCAACGAUAAAAUUACAAAAGAGCAGCAUUUUUAAUUUCACAAAAUGUCUAAGUUUUCAGCUAUACCUGCACGUUCAUAACCAACAAUAUAAACCGUGAUCUCAUGUAACACAUAAACAAUUCAUGCCUUUCAUAGUUUAUUAUUAAAGUCUUAAACAGAAUUGCAGUUUCUUAGAUGACAGAUCUUUUGUUUACAGAUAAAUGAAGAUUACCCUAAAAUACUAGAAGCUGUCUAGGUCUGGUGUGUCAAAUUUAUCCCAGAUUAGAUGUGCCAAUAACCGAGUUUAUUCAGUAAACAACUUGAAUCUUGUACUUGUUUCAUCUGGUUUUAUUACUCUUCAUCCGUAAACAGUAAUUACUCUCUGACCCUCUGGAAAUAUUUAACGCUUACAAUCUUGCUUUGUGUAUCUAAUUUCAUUCUUCAUAAGGUAGUACUGAUUUUAGCAUAUUAAUUGUGAUUUCUUCCUACUGUCUGCUUUGGUCUGCGUUUAAUCCGGAAAGCUCUCCAGAGUUCCCGAACAAGUCCCAAAUAUGUAAAUUGUCAUUAUUUUGGGAAGAAAACCCUGUAUUUUUGUUAGUUUACAAUAUUAUGACAUUUCACUCCAGGAGAACCUGUUGGGCUUCUAUUGCUUUGUUUUCUUUCUUUGUUUCUUUUUCCUUGUGUUUUUUAAAUUGAUUUUUCUUCUUUUACUUGAAAAAAACAUGUUUUAUUUCCAAAUCUGGUCCGUAUUUACAACCUAGUUCAGAGCCAAGCCUUAAACUGUACAGACUUUCCACUGUAAUUAAAACUAUUUAGUGGUUAGUUAUAAAUAGCCUUCAAAAAGAUAUAUUCUCCAUUACACUGUCACCUGCAUCACAGCCCACGGUGAAUGUAUGUUUCUGCAUAACGAAAUAAAAACAGUAAAUGCACUGAAA
Molecule: messenger RNA, 6467 nt
Organism: Microcebus murinus (gray mouse lemur)
Lineage: Eukaryota; Metazoa; Chordata; Mammalia; Primates; Cheirogaleidae
Source: RefSeq, a predicted model, not a curated record